CAGAGAUUGGUACUGGGGUUUCCUCAUUGGCACUGUCACUGCUGUUGUUGGAUUCAUCUUUCUUGCCAUCGGGAAUCCCUUCUACUGUUUCCAACCCUUGGGAAGCAGCCCUAUAGUGAAGAUCGCACAAUGGUUGCAAUUAGAAACAGAAGGUUGUCAAUACCAACUAGUCCUGAUGAACUGUACGAGAUCGAUGAUGAAGAUAGAGAUCCAUCUGAAGAAAAAGUUCCAUAUACAAGCCAAUUUAGGUCGCUUGAUAAAGCUGCUAUUCUUCUCGAGGGCAUGACUCCAAAGCCAUGGAAAGCCUGCACAGUUACCCAAGUUGAAGAAGUCAAGAUAUUAACAAGAAUGCUGCCCAUUGUUGGAAGUACAAUCAUAUUGAACACAUGCAUGGCACAGUUGCAAACUUUCUCAGUUCACCAAGGCUACUUCAUGGAUCCCUAUAUUUGCUCAUUCAAGUUCCCAACAUCAUCAAUACCAGUGAUACCACUAUUCUUCAUGUCCCUUCUCAUACCCAUCUACGAGUAG
Molecule: messenger RNA, 528 nt
Organism: Carya illinoinensis
Lineage: Eukaryota; Viridiplantae; Streptophyta; Magnoliopsida; Fagales; Juglandaceae
Product: protein NRT1/ PTR FAMILY 4.3-like
Exons: 3
Coding region: 130-528 (132 amino acids)
Biological process (GO): transmembrane transport
Cellular component (GO): membrane
Molecular function (GO): transmembrane transporter activity
Source: RefSeq, a predicted model, not a curated record